GCAAACGAGACUCGUCGACGCACCGCGGAUCAGGCGACUAGACGAGUGGUAGGACUUGAACAUGAACUAGCGUCAAUUGCACGUUGUGCACCUCAACAAAUAAUGCAGUGACAGUAGGAAUAACUAAUAUAGGCCAGAAUUGGUCUUGGUAGAAGAUGGCGCCGUCUGGCUCGCGCAGUAUUAAACGGAGCUGUAAGAGAGUUUUACACUGGAUCCCGGUUUUAUUCAUCUCCCUAAUUGUGGCAUGGUCUUACUACGCCUAUGUUGUCCAGCUUUGUAUUGCAUCAAUCGAAAAUGUUGGUGAGAAAAUUGUUUACCUCCUGGCAUAUCAUUUCUUCUUCAUCAUGUUUGUGUGGGCAUACUGGCAAACCAUCUACACCAAGCCCAUGCAUCCUCUGAAAGAGUUUCAUCUGUCGUAUUCUGACAAAGAGCUUCUGGAGAGAGUGGACCGAGGAGAGUCUCAACAAGAGAUUUUGAGAAGGAUUGUCAAGGAUUUACCUGUCUACACGCGCACAAUGUCAGGAGCUAUUCGUUUUUGCGACCGCUGCAUUUUGGUGAAGCCAGACCGAUGUCACCACUGCUCAGUCUGUGAUAAGUGCAUCUUGAAGAUGGAUCACCACUGCCCAUGGGUGAAUAAUUGUGUCGGCUUCUCCAACUACAAGUUUUUCAUGCUGUUUCUGGCGUACUCUUUACUCUAUUGCCUUUUCAUCACUGCAACAGACCUACAGUACUUCAUCAAAUUCUGGAUGGCUGGUGGUAAAAUACAUGAUCGGCUGAACGAAUAUUUGAGUGGUUUGCCAGACACCCAAGCCAAGUUCCACAUUAUGUUCUUGUUCUUUGCUGCCUCUAUGUUCUCUGUCAGUCUGGCAGCACUGUUUGCCUAUCACUGCUGGCUGGUUUGCAAAAACAGGUCAACUCUUGAGGCUGUCCGAGCGCCUGCGUUCUGUCACGGACCUGACAAAAAUGGCUUCAGUUUGGGCAUCAGCAAGAACUUCCGCCAGGUCUUUGGUGAUGAGAAGAAGUUUUGGCCAGUACCCGUAUUUUCAAGUUUAGGAGAUGGCUGCGCCUUCCCUACUUGUCUCGUAAACAACCAGGACCCUGAACAGCCUUCUACACCUCCUAGCCAAAGCCCUCCCAACAAAAGCAGUGGUGGAGAGGCCCACCAGUUCCCUGCCAAGCCACUGAGAGAGUCUCAGAGUCGGCUGGUCCACAGUGGCGAGUCGUUUCGAGAGAGCGACGGACCUGAGGACCGAGAGCGGACUGGUACACCAAAUCCAGCUAUGACACUAGAAAAUGAAGUGUAAAUGGAAAAUGUGUGGAUUUUCCUUGUGAAAGACGAGGUCCCAGUAAGUGGACAGAACACAAGGUCCUACAACACGAGUGCCUACCUGAUGUGUUGUUGGGACAAUGGUACUGUACUGUAACCCAUGCGCUUUGAACAAGUUACUCCAGUACAAUGCACCCCACCAAGGGCUGUUUUGGUCACCAGAGCUUACGGACCACCAUGCUUCUGGCUCGAUCAAUAUUGUGUCCUUAUAUAAAUCUGAAAACCAGUUGUUUUCUGUCAGACAGUGCAGUAACACAAGUGUUCUGAAUGCCUAGGACAGAGAUAUGUUAAUGCAUGUAGUUUUUAAGUCUGCUGAAUGUUCAAGUACAAACUCUCAAAAGGGCCGGAAAGUUGGUUUGUGAAUGGAAAAUGAAUUGCCUAAAGAUGGAGUGCUUGGUGACCUUGUUCAGUUCUUUGAACCAGGAUUGGUCAUGUGGUUCAGCUAAUGCAAAAAAAAAAAAAAAAACACCAGUUGCGAUUACAAAAGCACAGUAGACCAUUGGAUUUGUUGUAAUGGUCAUGCCCUGCAUAUAAUUCAAAUGACUUCCUAGAGGUCCUAAGGCUGUCACUGUUCUCUUUAGCACCUCCUAGCUGUCAUUACGGUGCAUGUCAAUUUACUAGGGAGGUAUCAGAGGGGACAGACCAGUGCUCUUGACUUUUACAUCCUUACAAUGGGUAGGAAGGACAGGUUAAGACCAUUUUGAAUGUCUUACAAGAUAUUUAUAAACUUGUGACUUUAUGUACUGGCUGGAAUGGAAUUUUUUUUUAACAGUGACAAGUGUGAACAUGUUUAUUUAUUAAUAAGGAAGAACAGGGUUGACAUUGGUUAUUGGAAAAUUCCCCCCACAUUUUCAAUCUCUUAGUGAUGUUUUACUCUCCGAAAAUAUGCAUGAAAAGUAUUUUGAAGCAAAUCCGAAUAUUCCUAGGAGCUUAAUUAUUCCAGAUUUAACAUAACAAAAUUGGACAGUGGUUACCAAUAGAACAACAUACACCAAACACUUUGUGGCUUAAUGGCGCAAAAAGGGGAAGCCUACAUUGGUUUGCUAACUGUCAUGCAAUACCAAAAACAGAUAUACCUGGCUAUAUAACCCUGUGAAACAAUUUAAGGCUGUUAGUAUAUUCAUAACCAUUCCACAAAGGCAUCUGAAAUGAAGCUUUCAGAGCUCCUUAGGAUCAAAUUAUCUGUGUUCAAUUAAUGUAAUUAGUAACCAGGUUCCUCCACUGCAACUCCAGCAUAAGUUGGCAUAUCACUAAAUUUAAUAAGAAGUUGGUGCCAUAGGCCUACCUUAUGAAGCAUAAGAGUAUGUAUCUGACACUUGUUUUGUACAUUUCAGUAUUUUUGUAAUCAGGAUGUUUACUCUGCCAUGUCUGGUUAAAUAUAACAUGCUUGAUAAAUAAAACAAUUGAAUACAUGUGAA
This is a messenger RNA of Alosa sapidissima (American shad), 2745 nucleotides long. It is a transcript of the gene zdhhc2, whose product is annotated as zinc finger DHHC-type palmitoyltransferase 2. The coding region runs from base 156 to 1304 and encodes 382 amino acids. The record is from RefSeq and is a predicted model, not a curated record. Gene Ontology annotation, biological process: protein targeting to membrane; peptidyl-L-cysteine S-palmitoylation. The transcript is spliced from 14 exons. Lineage: Eukaryota; Metazoa; Chordata; Actinopteri; Clupeiformes; Clupeidae. Gene Ontology annotation, cellular component: Golgi apparatus; endoplasmic reticulum. Gene Ontology annotation, molecular function: protein-cysteine S-palmitoyltransferase activity.